This is a messenger RNA of Paramecium tetraurelia, 1083 nucleotides long. RefSeq lists its product as uncharacterized. NCBI's taxonomy places the organism in Eukaryota, Ciliophora, Oligohymenophorea, Peniculida, Parameciidae. The transcript has 3 exons. The record is from RefSeq and is a predicted model, not a curated record. Gene Ontology annotation, molecular function: pyruvate dehydrogenase (acetyl-transferring) activity. Gene Ontology annotation, biological process: pyruvate decarboxylation to acetyl-CoA.
AUGUAUAAACAUUUAUUGAAAUUGCGCUAUGCAUAUCAACCAAGUAUUAAAUUUACUCAUGUCCAUCCUUCAUCCUAAUACACUCCAAUCCAGAUGACAGUCAGGGAGGCAAUAAACCUGGCUAUGGAUGAGGAAUUGGCCCAUGAUCCAAAUGUGUUUUUGCUUGGAGAGGAAGUGGGUCAAUAUCAGGGAGCCUACAAAGUAUCGAAGGGGUUGUUCUAAAAAUACGGAGGCGAUCGAGUUAUCGACACUCCAAUUACUGAGGCCGGAUUCACAGGUAUUGCAGUGGGAGCAGCCCUCUAUGGAUUGAAACCAAUAGUUGAGUUUAUGACUUGGAAUUUCGCAAUGCAAGCUAUUGAUCAUAUAAUAAACUCUGCAGCUAAGGCACAUUAUAUGAGUGCCGGUGAUUAGAAGGCAUCUAUAGUCUUUCGAGGAAUCAAUGGUGCUACGGCUUACGUUGCAGCCUAACAUUCUUAAUGUUUUGCUUCUUGGUACAGUAAUGUGCCUGGGUUGGUUGUGUUAUCUCCUUAUGAUUGCGAUGAUGCUAAAUCACUUCUCAAGGCAGCUGUGAGAAAUCCUAAUCCUGUGGUAUUCCUGGAAAAUGAAAUCCUCUAUAGUGAAUCCUUCGAACUCUCAGCUGAAGCCAGAGAUCCCAAUUACUUAGCACCAAUAGGAAAGGCUAAGAUCAUGAGACAAGGAGAUCAUGUCACAAUAGUCGCAUUUUCAAAAAUGGUUUAAUACUCUCUCAAAGCUGCUGAGCAAUUAUUUAAAGAAGGAAUCAGUUGUGAAGUUGUUAAUUUAAGAAGUUUGAGACCAUUGGACAGAGAAACAAUUCUCUCCAGUGUCAAAAAGACUGGUCGUUUGGUUUGUGUAGAAGAGGGAUGGCCACAAUCUGGUAUCUCAGCUGAAAUCACUGCUCUCAUUAUGGAAGGAGGAGCAUUCAAAUAUUUAGAUGCUCCCAUCUAAAGAGUGACUGGUGUGGAAAUACCAACUCCAUAUGCUUUUAAUUUAGAGGCUAUGGCAUUCCCCAAAACUGAAUAAAUUGUUGAUGCAGUACUAAAUGUCUUAAAGGGUGCUCGUUGA